AUGUUGAAUCAUAACCCAAAAAGAUUUGACCCAAGCACUACACCAUGUGCAAUGCCUUUUAUUAAGGACGGUGAAAUCGUAAGAGUUCCGGAUUCAACGGUUUACACAGCUGUUCAAAACAGUUUACAAAACAUUUUAGCGAAUAUCUUUAAUUCAGAAACUACAGAAAUAAAAUUACCAUAUAUAACAGAUGCUAAAGAAAUUAAAUCAAAAACGACAACAUUAUUUACGUCACUUAAUGAUUUAAUGACUUAUAUCAUUAAUAUUCCUGCACCAACUACAGCAUUUGAUCCAAACUCGACGGUUUGCAGUGUACCUUUCAUAAAUGACAGUUCAUUAAUUACUUUAAGGGAUUCGACAGUAAAUGAAUCAUUAAAGGCGUCAUUAAUGAAAAUCAUUGAUUUUAAUUCAUUCACGAAUACAUAUAAUUCAUUCAUUAAUGUUUCAUAUGCUUCUAAAGAAGGUGAGCCAAAAACUAUCGAUAAAGCGGUGUAUGAAAUAAAAGCAUCAACGACGAAAUUGAAUUCGUUAACUUUUGACGGUGAUAGUUUCGUUAAUGACAUAACAUCGGGGAAAACAAUUUUAACGAAAGAAUAUUUAAAAUCUCAUGUUAGUGAGUUCGUUGAAAUUGAAAAAGAAGGUGGAAUUAAGUUCGAUCCACUGAAUUUCAUUUUCAGCUUAGCGAAUGCGGGUGUUAGUUUCGCUGAAUGGACAACUAUACAGAGUGAAAUAAAUGCAAUAUGGACGUUUUUGGGGUCAAAAGCGGGAAUGGGUGAGCUUGUAAAUGCUGCAAGAACAUUAGGUGAAACAGGAAAUUUUGUAGAUGGUUUUAA
This is a messenger RNA of Trichomonas vaginalis G3, 833 nucleotides long. RefSeq lists its product as uncharacterized. The transcript has a single exon. NCBI's taxonomy places the organism in Eukaryota, Parabasalia, Trichomonadida, Trichomonadidae. The record is from RefSeq and is a predicted model, not a curated record. The annotation marks the transcript as partial.